This is a messenger RNA of Phycomyces blakesleeanus NRRL 1555(-), 735 nucleotides long. RefSeq lists its product as hypothetical. The annotation marks the transcript as partial. The record is from RefSeq and is a predicted model, not a curated record. The transcript is spliced from 3 exons. Gene Ontology annotation, molecular function: protein binding. Lineage: Eukaryota; Fungi; Mucoromycota; Mucoromycetes; Mucorales; Phycomycetaceae.
CAGACCAAAAAAACCAAUAAAUUGUUUAAAGGACACACAGGUCCCGUCACAUCCCUGGCUCUGUCUGAUAACGGCAGCGUUCUCUGGACUGGUUCUUGGGACAAAACAAUCAAAAAGUGGGAUACAAAUACGGGUGAAUGUCUGUUGACGCUCGGAGGACACACUGAUUUUGUAAAGACCAUCCUGCUGGUGGGAGAUAAACUGUAUUCGGGUUCAUCCGAUAAUCAUAUAUUCCAAUGGGAUAUUUCUGUCGAGAAGCCUAUUUGUACAAAUGUUUUCAAAGGCCAUUCACGCCCCGUCGAGAGUCUCACACUAUCCUCUGACGGCUGUUUCCUAUUCUCUGCCUCAACUGACCUGACUAUUAAAAAGUGGGAUAUUGAGAAGAAGUCUUGUGUCCAUACAUUUUUAGGGCAUGAGACAAGUAUUUACUGCGUCAAGGCGGGAGAUGACGAGAUAUGGACAGCUUCUGCUGACAAGAGUGUAAGACGCUGGAACACUGAGACAGGUGCGGUAGAUACAAUCCUUACACACCCUGAUCGCGUUAAAUCACUUGUACUCGCGGGCCCCUACAUUAUCACUGGUGCAAGUGACGACUUAAUUCGUGUCUGGGAUGUUGCAUCUGGUAAAUUAGAAUCCACAAUCGAUGGCCAUUUCGAUGAAGUGUCAGCAUUGGCUGCUGUUGGAUCAACCCUCUACAGUGUAUCCCUCGAUUGCUCAUUACGCCGUUGGUCUAUU